Molecule: messenger RNA, 750 nt
Organism: Adineta ricciae
Lineage: Eukaryota; Metazoa; Rotifera; Eurotatoria; Adinetida; Adinetidae
Source: the annotation of a GenBank genome assembly
AUGCCAAGUGUCGAUUCGAAUUCUUCUUAUUCAUCAUCCGAUUCAUCUUUAUCGUCUCCACGUGCACUCUUAACUGAUAUACGACAUUCGCAAGCAAUUCAACAACAGGAUCAUUCAAUGAGAUCAUCAAAUAAUAAUACUUCACAUGUAUGUGUUACACGUUAUAAAACUGAAUUAUGUCGACCAUUCACUGAGACUGGAAAGUGUAAAUACGGCGAUAAAUGCCAAUUUUCACAUGGAAUGAAAGAAUUGAGAAUCUUAAUACGGCAUCCAAAGUAUAAAACAGAAUAUUGUCGAACAUUUCAUACAACUGGCUAUUGUCCAUAUGGCCCUCGGUGUCAUUUCAUUCACGAUAUUCAUGAAGCACGGCCAACUAACCAUCCAAAUGAAACAACAACCCGACGAUACUCCGAUGUACGAAUGAAUCAAUCGACACAAAAGUCAGCAACGAGAAAUCGUAUCAACAGUGAUUUUACAGCAUUAUCCUCUUCGUCAUCUUCAUCUUCUCAUCUAAUUAAUAAUUUAACUUCAUCGAAGCUUCCUUUCACUUUCGAAGAACUUAAUCAGGCAUUACUCUCUUGCGAUACUGAUGAUAUAUUUCAUCAUCAACCACAACAACAGCAACAACAAACACAACAACAUCAAGAAUUUUAUCCGUCAAUAUUAUCUACAAUGACAAACUCAUUAACACAUCGUACGUUUUCAUCAUUAUCAUCAUCGAACAGCAGUUUAGCUCCACAGUAUAUUUAA